This is a messenger RNA of Brachypodium distachyon (stiff brome), 1549 nucleotides long. Its product is annotated as chloroplast envelope quinone oxidoreductase homolog. The coding region runs from base 257 to 1438 and encodes 393 amino acids. The transcript has 3 exons. Gene Ontology annotation, molecular function: oxidoreductase activity. The record is from RefSeq and is a predicted model, not a curated record. NCBI's taxonomy places the organism in Eukaryota, Viridiplantae, Streptophyta, Magnoliopsida, Poales, Poaceae.
CAUCACGCUCCGCAGACUUUAUCUCUGCCUCCUGGCGAAACCGGCGACCGGCGUGCGGCGCGGGGUCUGGCCACGUAAUUAUAAGCGGACGUUUUCGUUGGCCGCGCCGUCGUGCGUUGAUCAGCCACCGGUCGCUGGGUCAAAUAAAUACUGCUGCAUAUAUCCGGCCGACGUUCCACCACCGAUUUUGUCAGCUGCCUGCUGCCAUAUAGAGAUCCGCACGCUGCAGCACGCUCUCACGAUCAUUACCAGCUUCAUGCAAAAGCAUCACGGCGCUCGUGCACUUCCGAAGAUAGUCGUGGCAGGUAGCACUCUCUUCCGGCGAGCGGCGGCCAAGUUCACAGCCAUGCCUUCGUCGACGUCGUCGUCGUCUUCUCCUUCGAGGACGAUGAGAGCCGUGCUGUACGACAAGUAUGGCGGAGGAGCGGAAGGCCUCAAGCAUGUGGAGGUGCCAAUCCCGUCGCCGAAGAAAGGCGAGCUGCUGCUGAGGAUGGAGGCCGCCAGCAUCAACCGCGUCGACUGGAGGUUCCAGCAAGGCAAGGCAAGGCCCAUUUUGCCCAGCAAGUUCCCCUUCACCCCGGUCUGCGAGCUCGCCGGCGAGGUCGUGGAGCUCGGCAGCGGCGUCAGCGGCUUCGCCGCGGGCGACAAGGUCAUCGCCGUCAAUUUCCCCGGUGGCGGCGGGUUGGCUGAGUACGCGGUGGUGUCGGCGUCGUGCGCGGCGACGAGGCCGCCGGAGGUGUCCGCGACCGAGGGCGCCUGUCUGCCGAUCGCCGCCGCCACGGCUCUGGCCGCGCUCAGGACGGCCGGGGUCGGCCUCGACGCCCGCGGCCCUCCCAAGAACGUGCUGGUCACCGCGGCCUCGGGCGGCGUGGGCACCUUCGCCGUGCAGCUCGCAAAACUCUCAGGAAAGCACCACGUCACGGUCACCAGCGGCGCCCGCAACCUAGGCCUCGUCAGGGCCCUGGGCGCGAACGACGCGCUCGACUACGGCACCCCGGAGGGCGCGGCCCUGCGGCGGGCCGGGCCCGCGGGGCGGAAGCACGACGCGGUGGUUCACUGCGCUGAGGGGUUCCCUUGGUCGGCGUUCGAGCCGGCGCUGGCGGACGCCGGCGGCGUGGUCGUGGACCUCACCGCGCGCGUCGCGUCCGUCGCCGUCGCGGCGCUCCAGAGGGUGUUGUUCGCUAGGAAGAGGCUGGUGCCGCUGCUGGUGUCGCCUAAGAAGGAGGACAUGGAGGUGUUGCUGGGCUUGGUGAGGCGGGGGCAGAUCAGGGUGGUGAUUGAUUCAAGGUACCCGCUGAGCAGGGCGCACGAGGGCUGGGCCAAGAGCAUGGGCGGGCACGCCACCGGCAAGAUCGUCGUGGAGAUGGGUGUCACAGAGGGAGCGCGGACCCGCCGUACAUCCUCCUCUCAUCUGUUCGUGCCUUUGAAUUUGUUGUAAAAGUUCCCGUAUCUUCUCGCCUACUGCUGAAAAAAUUACGUCGAAGAUGAAACUAGUGAACUGUACGUCCAUCCAUCUGUGCAAGAAUCCAAGAAACGCAUUUUCUUUUUC